UUAAUGUCUGAGCAAACACUCAAUUCCGCUUGUUUGUUUGUUUGUUUUCCUGGUUGGUUUUAAAUUUUUGAAAAAAUACGCAUCACUUUUAAAGGGUAUAAAAAUAUAUAAAAAUACAUUUAGUGUAGUGUGAGCUGGUGUUAUCAUUUCAGAGAAAUGAAAUUUCCAAGUGUUGCCUGUUUCUUCUUCCUUACUGUUGCCCUACUCCAGUCAUGUCUAAGCAGGCGAUUGAUUGGCGGUAAACGACCUGUUGACAAUGUGAACAGUGAUAACAUGAAGAAGGCUGUUGAAAGUGCUGUGUACGCUUACAAUCAAAAAGUAAAUAGUAAACAAUGGUUUACUGAUAUUGAGGUGAAAGAUGCUAAGACUCAGACAGUUUCUGGUAAACAAUAUCACUUCAAACUACAUCUUAAACCUAGUCCAUGUGACAAGAAGGAAACACUGGGACUGAUGAAAAAUGGAAACAAAGUUCAUUGUAUAGGAAAUCCGGAUGUUGAAGGUGUAGUAUGCGAUGCUAAGGUCGUACACCAACCAUGGCGCAAAGUUCAGUAUAAAGCUUCCCUGUCUAAAUGUCAUUCAGAUAAAGCCCCAAAGAAGACAGGAAAAGAGAGUCAAAAACAUGAUGGAAAGAAAAAGAAUAAUAAUAACGAUAAACAUGGAAAGAAACAUUAAUCACUGAAGAACUGUGCAGCUCAUGGAAGAUCAAGAGAGAAAAAAAGAAUGAGGAUGUAAUACGUAUUUGUGACUGUGGUUUUUUAAACUGUUUACUUAACAAUACACAUAUACUGUUAACUAACAA
Trichobilharzia szidati is the source of this 799-nucleotide messenger RNA. Lineage: Eukaryota; Metazoa; Platyhelminthes; Trematoda; Strigeidida; Schistosomatidae. The record is from the annotation of a GenBank genome assembly.